GGACUGCAGGCAUCCGCUUCGGAAAACGCUAUUUUUAUGAGCAAUAACGUCCACAAAUGUAUGUGGAACGUAUGUAAGAAUUCUAGGAACAGCUAGUCACUAGUCAGCGUAGCGUAUGCUACCAGUGGCAUUAACAGCUAGAUUGUUGUUUUAGAGGUCCAAACGUGUAACUAGUUAUGCAAUAUAUUAUUCACUGAUAAAUAUAUAUGCGUGAUAACUUAGUUGUUGUCAACAUCUCAGGGUCGUCUAAAAUUAUCGUGUCGUCAUCGCUUUCGUCUAAGGAUAAUUAACUUGUAGUUAUUUGACUUCCGUGGACCUCAAGUGGCAACGUGGGAUAUUUGUGUUGCUACAUCGGGGUAGAUCCACCCAACCGUAUCAGGCUUGGGCGCUCACUACCGUACCUUAACUGGAGGAUUCCAGAGGCAGGUUCCGCUUCGGGGCUCCCGAUUGCGGAUCUCUAAAAUUUAGGGAAGCACCAUGGAGGACGCAGCCCAUAUGGACCCACCUUAUGCCUCUCCCGAAGCUGGGUUGGAGGAUGGUGCGAGUCCGCUUGUUGAUAACGAGGAGAAUUACUCCUACAGUUCUGAGCAGCAGGUAGUAACGCUACCUGAGGUGUCUUUGAAUCCACCGGAUAAUGGUGAAGCCAAUGAAGAUGUGCAAUACGGAGUGCCGAAUGCCGAUGAACAGCAUCUGUAUGAUGGCAAUGUUGGUGACUAUCAGCCUGGAGAAGGGCACGCUCACUCAGGUGGAUAUGGUGACCAAGGAUGGCACAAUGCGUCUUACAUGGGCAUGCCUCAAGAUGGUAUGCAUUACAACCCUGAUGUUUCUCACGAUGCACAUAUGGGUUACGGAGCGGCAGGAUAUGAUAUGUCUGGCGGUAUGGUGGCAUCUUACGCCGGUGUUGUGGGUGAUAACUCCCUGCAAUCUGGUGACGCUUCUCACAUGCACCCUGGGAUGAUGGACCCUAAUCAGCAUGACAUGAUGCAAGGUCACCAGAUGUCAUCCAAAUUGGACCAGGACGGGUCGGAUGCUCCAAGGCGCGCAUUGUCAAAAGGCCGAAAGAACAAGGACGAGGCCAAUGAGUUGGUGCGUCGUGCUAAGUUGCUCCCCAAGGUUAUGGGAGUGCGGUAUGACGCAAACCAUCAAUACUGGGUUGCUACGUGGUACCAAAAUCGCAAGAGGAUGGACCGCUACUUCUCCGUAGGUCGUUUCGGUUUCGAAGAGGCGCGUUUGCUUGCCAUUGACUGCCGUAAAACUGCUGGAAAAAGUCUACAGGGCAAGUCCUACGAUCGUCCUCAAUACUCGAAUAAAGACGUAUCUUCAAAGUCGAGGAAUUCGUACGAAGCUGAUAUUAGUUUGGAAAAGAAUGCCGACUAUUAUGGAGGCUCCGACACCUCGAGGAAAACCAAGGAUUUCAAUCGUCUCAAUGUAUCCAAGGUUGCUCUCAACUACAUAUUAUCAGACCUCUGCAACAACUGUCUUCCUAGCAUCUUGGAAAACAAUCACAUGCCAGGAGAGCUGUACAUCCACUGUUACAACAAGAUAUCAGAUCACUUGCAGAUGAUCAUCACGGCUAAUCAGUCGGAAGAAAUAGAAAAAUAUCUACAUUUAUUCCAGCUUUGUAUCCAGAAUCGAGUGUUGCCCAGCGCGCUACCGGUACAGGAGCAACGCGCGAUGAUCACCACGCUAUGCCAGAUGUAGACAUCCACCCACCCUAAUUUCCACAAAAACCACUUAUAAUAUUAAG
This is a messenger RNA of Babesia bovis T2Bo, 1747 nucleotides long. RefSeq names its product AP2 domain family protein ACDC superfamily. The record is from RefSeq and is a predicted model, not a curated record. Gene Ontology annotation, molecular function: DNA-binding transcription factor activity. The transcript is spliced from 5 exons. Bases 478 to 1701 code for a protein of 407 amino acids. Gene Ontology annotation, biological process: regulation of DNA-templated transcription. NCBI's taxonomy places the organism in Eukaryota, Apicomplexa, Aconoidasida, Piroplasmida, Babesiidae.